This is a messenger RNA of Trichoderma asperellum CBS 433.97, 696 nucleotides long. Lineage: Eukaryota; Fungi; Ascomycota; Sordariomycetes; Hypocreales; Hypocreaceae. The record is from RefSeq and is a predicted model, not a curated record.
CCCGCAAGCUGUGUGCCAAAAAAAAGGGAAUUCUAUAAAAAUGGGCACAAGCUCUAAUUGUUACGCACACCGUUAUUGUACUAACACAUUAUGGAGAUUUUCAGCAAACUAAAUAGCACCAGUUACUACACCAUUACUACCCCAUGACUACCUGGCACGCAAGCGCUAUCACAACAAUGCAGGGGCCGUGGGGUGAGCUGAACGAUGCGAGCCAAAGGUUAUGUUGAUAUGCCUAUUCGCUUGCAAGUAAACCAGCUUCUACAGCCUAGCAUGUUACUGAUAUGUCGGCUGUACCGGCAAAUUUCCUGGCUGGUAAAUAACAAGGUACGGUUGCUGUGCCUUGAUUGCAUGCUAAAUGCCGACAACGAUAUGAAGCUGCUUCAUUCGAUGCUGAGAUUACUCCAUCGGCGCCAAACUCGCCGUAGGUGGUCAUCAACUUGCCACCUCUCUCUUCAUUCGCACCCAGUGCAUAUUCGAGCCUUUUGGCAAAAAUACGAGGCCUCUUUGCUUGCAUUGCAGCUCUCAAUUGCUCCACUAGAGCUACAGCCUUGCAAUUGUGGCCUGUUUUCCACGUGGACAAGCCCUCUCCGCCACCGCAAACACGUACACGUCAAGCCCUCAAUGGUGAUUCGGAACAGACAUAGCCCGGAAUCGGAUUAAGAAAUCGCGACUUAGAAAGGCUGAAAGAUUAAAAUA